This is a messenger RNA of Lindgomyces ingoldianus, 1518 nucleotides long. RefSeq names its product cytochrome P450. The coding region runs from base 1 to 1518 and encodes 505 amino acids. The transcript is spliced from 6 exons. NCBI's taxonomy places the organism in Eukaryota, Fungi, Ascomycota, Dothideomycetes, Pleosporales, Lindgomycetaceae. Gene Ontology annotation, molecular function: monooxygenase activity; iron ion binding; heme binding. The record is from RefSeq and is a predicted model, not a curated record.
AUGGGGCAUUUCGUGCCAACUCUUCAUGGUGGAGUGCAGCUUACCGGAGCAGUAGUUGCAGCUUGGAUCUUCUAUCUCAUUUCCCUAAUUGUUUAUCGGCGCUUCUUCCAUCCUCUCGCAAAGAUUCCCGGGCCUUUUUGGAAUUGUGUAUCCCCAAUUCCCGCUGGACUCUCGCUUCUCCGCGGCCGCUUCGCGUUUGAGAACAAGCUGCACCAUGAGAAAUAUGUCUUCCGCCUCGGGCCCAACGAACUUACAUUCAACUCUGCACAGGCGUAUCAGGACAUCUACGGUUUUCGGCCUGGGCAUACGAACAUGCUAAAGUCUCCCAUUCAUACUGGACCUGUUCAAGUUGGCUCGACUACGACUGUUCAGUAUGCAGUUGAAGAUGCCGACCACGGCCGCCAGAGGCGUGCGUUAAGCCACUCUUUCUCGACACAAGCCUUAAUGGAACAAGAACCAAUUGUCCAGGAAUACAUGACUAAAUUCGUCACCAAUUUCCAGAGGUUGGCUAAGGAGGAGAAGGAGAUCAAUAUUGGUGACUGGUUUUGCUACUUCACGUUCGACACGAUGGGCGACCUCAGUUUUGGGGAAAGCUUUGGGUGUCUCGAGCAUGGCGAAUACCAAGAAUGGGUCAGCUAUCUUUUCCACACUAUCAAGGACGGCGCUUUGAUUCAGGGCACUCGACGUAUUGCGGGAACUGGCACAUGGCUACAAAAGUUUCUCCAAAAUCAAUUCCAAGGAAUGGGAAGUGCUCUCCAGUAUCAUAUCAUUCACACCCGGGAAAAGGUGACGAAACGUCUUCAAGCGGACCAUAUCGAGCACAGAGACUUCAUCUGGUACAUAUUGAAGCAAGCGGAGAAGUUUGAUAUGAAGCAUGAUGAGAUCAUUGCGAAUUCAGGUCUCUUCAUCAUUGCCGGCAGCGAGACUACUGCAACCGCCCUAUCAGGACUUAUGGCUCGACUGAUCUGGAACCCACAGUGUUACGCAAGGCUCGCGGAUGAGAUUCGAUCAGCUUUCGCGAAUGAAGAGUCCAUCACCUUCAACGCCGUUCUAAACCUUCCGUAUCUAAACGCUUGCAUCGAAGAGGUCCUUCGCGUUCACCCUCCAGUUCCAGCCGGCCCACCUCGCGUGGUGCCUCCAAGUGGAGAUUUCAUCGACGGCCACUGGGUUCCUGGCGGUGUAACUGUUUCGGUUGGUGCGUGGGCAUCGUCACACAAUGCCCUCCAUUUCCGUGACCCAGAUGCCUUCAUUCCAGAACGAUGGAUUGAUCCGGCAUAUGACUCUGAUGUGAAGAAGGCGAUGCAACCAUUCUCACUGGGGCCGAGGAAUUGUAUCGGAAAAAAUUUGGCCUACAUGGAAAUGCGCAUCAUGAUUGCGCGCCUACUUUGGAACUUUGAUGUUGUGAGUGUUGAUGGGGCGCCGCUAUGGAACCCGGAAGGUGAGAUGAAGUACAAGCAAGCAUUCAUGGUGUGGGAGAAAUCGGUAGUAAUGGUAAAGAUCCGUGACUUGAGGGCAUAA